Paramecium sonneborni is the source of this 1655-nucleotide messenger RNA. The record is from the annotation of a GenBank genome assembly. NCBI's taxonomy places the organism in Eukaryota, Ciliophora, Oligohymenophorea, Peniculida, Parameciidae.
AUGUUUUUAAGUAUUUUUAUUUUUUUUGUGGAAUAUGCUUUCUCAUAAACCAUAACAUUAAUGGAUACUUUUGAAAACUCUUGGAUAAUAUAUAGCAAAGUAUCAUUAUAUAAUAAUUUAUUUCAUUGGUAAGAAACCUCAUGUUGUACACCUCCUAAUUUAGAAUUAAUUAAUGCCACUUAAUACUCAAAUUUUCAAAAUACUUUACAAAUUAUAUUAGAUGGCUAUGUUAUAAAAAAUGAGCAAUUUAAAUUGAAAAAUUUGGGAUAUUCAUCAAACAUAACUUAUCAUAUAAAUAAUUCUACAAAUAUUGCAAUUGAAAAUGUUUGUGAGUAAGCAAAAAGUGAUGCAAAUACAAUAGAAUCAGGAAUGAUUGAAUUUGAACUAGGAGUAUAUGAUUCUGAAUCAAAUUUAUCACUAUAUCUUACUUUUUAAUAUUGGCUUGUAUGUUAGUAUGUAUUAUAUUCAGAAUAACAAUAAAUUAAAAUUAAUUUUGAUGCAUCUACAUUUUUUAUCAUAUUACUUGGAUGCUUAUGUGUUUGGAUUUUUACCAAAAUGGCAAAAAUUAGAUCCCUAAAAAUUGAAAUUAACCUAAAGAAAUAUCCUUUUAUAAAAAGAUUAAUAGCAGUUUAAUCAUUUUAAUUAGAAGACUAAGUACUUUACUUUUAGGGUUUCAUAGUCAAUUGGAUAUUAUACAUAAUCUAUAUAGUUGCAUCAAUACUCUUUUAUGUACUUGUACAUUACAUAAAUUCUUGGUAUGAAGUAGUGUUAAUAUUGUGCUUAAUAUUAUCAUUAUUUUGUUGUUGGUUUAUAAUCAAUGAACUAUAAUGUUUUUUUUCUGUAAAUUUGAAAUUGCAAGCAUAAAUCUUUUUAUCAAUUAGAGUAUGUGAUUGUAUAUCAAUAUUUUUAUCGAUUGUAUUAGUAACCCUUUAUAUAAUACUAAAUCAAGCAUGGUAUAUAUCAGAUUUAAUCACUUUUUGUAUAUCUGGAUCUCUCCUUAGAUUAUUUAAAGUCAUAAGUUUAAGAGGAGUCACUAUAUUAUAUGGAGCCAUAAUAAUAUUUGAUUGCAUAUAUUACUUUUAUCUUUUGACAUAAUUAUUUUCAGUCAAUUAUUAAAUCGUCGUCUUACAAGUAUUCUUAUGAUUAUUAAUAAGUAUUCCAAUUAUCCAGUGCUUUUUUAGAUUCCAUAAAUUAAAUAUAACCUCAAUAAAGUUUGUGUAUGGUUAUCAUUAAUGGAUUUAGUAGUUCCUGGAUUAUCUAUAUCUUAUUUAUAUAGAUUUGAUAAGAAUAGAAAUUCAAGAGUUUAUUUUGUUAUUGGAAUGCUUGGUCUCUUUUUUGGCAUAAUAUUAUGGUCAUUAGGAACAUUAUCUGCUACAUCAAGUGGAAUCUAACUUCCGUAAUCAAUUUUUGUUUAUCCAUUGAUUAUUUUAUUUACAUGUCUUUGGGCACUUAGAUAAGGUGAUUUCAGAAUAAUUUGGUUUGGAUAAUUCUAUGAUAAAUAUGUAAUUUAUAAUCUAUAAUAUAAUUAGCUCAUGGAUAAUUUCACUGUUGACUACAAUCCUGAAUCAUCUAAAGAAGUUCUUGAAACCUCAGGUUUAAAAAAAGAAUAAAUUGCUACUUUAAUGGAAGGUCUUAAGUUGAAUUCUCAACUUUGA